AGUAAAUCUGUGAGAUCUCUACCUCCUGGGGAUUCCAGAUAAGAAAAUUCCCUUCUCCAUAAACGAACACUUCAUUCCUCGCCUAAUGUAAACGAUUGUUAGCGAUUUGAAUGAGUAGAUAAGAUCACUUGUGCGUUAGAUAACUCCUAGUAUAACAUACUCUGACCACGCUUUGCGAAUACCCUAAAACAUAACGAAAGGAACAAAUAAUAAGUCUGCUUUUACAAAAUAUACGGAUUGUUUACUCAUGACUGACAUUAUUUCAUCAAGGGUUUCGCACAUGGGUGGUGAUUCAAUCUUCUGUCUCUGUUAUAGAGACCGAGUUAGUCAUUACCUUUCGCUCCUGCAGUGACCACAGGGAAUCUUAUAAUAGCCGGAUUAACUCAGUCUUAGACACGACUUUCACAGAGUGGUAUCUCUACAUAGCCCACUGCGUCGAAACACUAAAAGCUGAGUCUAUGGCCUGAUGCUUGUGCUCUCGCUAGUGUAUUGACGUGUCAAGCAUCUAUCGACCUUUGCGCAAAUUAAGUCUGUUGCACUGGCGUUGAGUUAUCGGUGAACAUAACAAAACGCGUCGUAUCGGGGUGUCAAGGCACAGGUAUAGGCUUACCCCAACAAGCCACACAGAUAUCGGCACAGGACUGCUCCACGCAGAACACAGAGUGUACAAACACUAAUGAUGUGGGGCCUCAUUGGGAUAUUACUGUGUUCUUGCGUCGCGCAUGUAGCGGGAUCUAUCAGUACGAAAUCACUGCUUGUUCAAUAUGGGCGAUCUGCUAGUGUUGACCCAAGGGCUAACUUUGUGAUUCAUGUCCCUAGAGGUGCGAUUUGUAGAGUUACUGUACUCCGUGACGACCCUCUCUCGCAACGCAACGGCUUCCUCGUGCCAAACCAAUUCCCGUGCGAUUUCAAACUCGGAGAGGUAACCUACAGUCAUCUUGGCUCGAAAUUUCACACGCGGGAUUUUAUCAAGUUUCAGAUUCGAGUUGACACGGAAACGGAAACGAAAAUUACUCGUGUGAUUCUACAAGUCUUGGUACUUUUCACACAAAUGGAAAUAGUGUUGAAAAAUUACCCGGUAACCGUCCCAUCGAUUGGCGGGAUCUCGAAUGAUAUUAGCGGUGAUGUGCUUGGGUUCGCGUAUGAUCCAUCUAACGAGAUGUGCCAUGUGGUUGUGCUUCGCAUGCCGCGCUAUGGCAAGUUGUUGAAUGUCACCAUGUUAGGUCCGAUGGGGGCACGAUACGAGUGUAGCGAGUUUAUCACUUCAGAUAUUCGCUACGUCCACCGAAAUCCCAAAUCCUCGAAUAGAGAUUAUGUAACCGUUAUGGUGGAAAUAUCAGAUAAGGAAUUUAAUACGCUUAAGCGGGAAUAUUUCCAGAUUUUUAUUAGGAUUCUCGGCGCUAACGUGAAUAGGAGUCCCGAGAUCGCGUUCCAAGCGUCGAAUACAUUAGAAGUAAAAGGUACAGCGAUGGGAGCCGUUACUUUAGAUGUACUCGCAGCUAGUGAUGCUGAGACUCCCGAAGAUGACAUUAUAUUUAACAUCACUCAGCCACUAGGACCAGGCGAAGGCGAACUGAUUACAUUAGACGACCCUUAUCAGCCACUGACAGCCUUCCACCAGCGCGAUGUCAGGGAGUUAAAGAUCGCUUAUCGGCCGCCGCAUACCACAAGCAGCGACCCGCGCACCUUCCAGCUCAUCCUUCGCGCGAUAGACAGCGAGGGGGCUGCAUCUGGUAACAUCUUGUUUCUUAUAAUGGUCAAGCCCAGUAACACUAAUGCCCCGAUGGUGACACUUAACGCAGGUCUGAGCUUAUUCGAAGGGCAGUCUCGCGCCAUUACGGCAUCGCGCCACCUUAAGGUGACCGAUAACGAUAACUUUGAUCACGUCAGGAUCCAGGUUAUUGGCGGAUUACGUCACGGAUCUCUUCAAAUCCUUGGCAACCGUAUCACUACCUUCAUGGCAACGGACAUCAGUCUGGAUGCCCCCGUGGUAACAUAUCAUCAUGACAACAGCGAGACGUACAGCGACAGUAUAAUUUUCCGCGCCAGUGAUGGUAACUCAAGCGUGGACUUCGUGUUCCCAGUCACCAUUGCUCCCCUGGACGACAUGGCGCCGAUAUUGGUUUAUAACACAGGUUUGAUGGUGGACGAGGGGGGUGCAACUAAGGUUGACCAAUACAUGAUGAGCGCGAUUGAUGUGGAUUCCGAUGAUACAAAGAUAGGGUAUAGGAUCCUUCCCUCACCCUCCCCUACAGAUAUCCACAGUGAUCCCCCCCGGAUCCCAGUAGGGGUAUUUUUCCUUAGACAAAGGUCCCUUCCCAAGAUUUUUAGCGGCUGGGUGCUGCAAGAUGACGGCUAUUACGAGAAAAAUGUCUCGCAGUUUCUUCAAAGUGACCUGAUGGAAAACCGAUUAUACUACCGACACCUUGGCGAAGAGAUAUUUAGUGAUCGGGUCAAGUUCGUGCUCUACGACAACGCUCCGAGACCCAAUAUAUCCCCGGUGCAGACGUUCAACAUUAUGAUAAGUAAGAUCGAUGACGAGCCGCCGCGCUUAGCGAAUGGGGCUUCCCUGGUUAUCACCGUCGACGAAUACGGACAGAAAGCCUUAACUCAAGACAUUCUCCGGUACACUGACACGGACUCGAAAGAUGAGGAGUUACUCUACCUCACCAGUCCCUCGAAGUUCGUGGGUGGCACUAACACGUCACUUCCGGCCGGGGAGCUGGUGCACGCUGACACAGGCCUCCCAUUAUUACAAUUCACCCAACUGCAGGUGAAUCAUGGGAAGAUUCUAUUAAAAGCUCCAAAUAUGGAGAUGGCGCUGUUGCCGAGGUAUGCGCACAUCGAGUUCUCGGUGUCCGAUAACUCUGGGAAUUUCAUUCAGAAUCAGACGCUUAGGGUGUUUUAUAAACCUCUGAAUAACAAGCCCCCUGAGAUAUCACUGGUGCCUUUGACUGUCAGUAACCAGGGUGUUGUAGCCCUUACUAAGGAAACCAUUCAAGUACAAGAUCCCGAUACACCUGUCAAUCAACUUCGAGUUGUCAUCAGCAAGCUACCACAAUAUGGUUUUCUUGCUUGGGACGGGAUUCAAAUGGCGCUAGGUGAUUGGUUUACAACCGAUGAUGUCAGAGAAUCACGGCUGACGUAUCAACACAAUAGCCAAUCGAGAGAGGCGACUGACGAGGUGGGACUAUCAGUGGAGGACGGCGCCCACAAGACCCCAGCAAUCCUCGGGAUCUUGAUCAGUGUACCGCGACCAAACGUGACCAACUCGGUACUUUCCGUCACCCUACGAGUUCGCGAAAACUCCCAGGAACUUAUUAAACUACCCAACAUGUCAUCCAUCGAGAACAACACAGUCCUACUCGUCACCAGCCCUCCGCGUCUGGGGCGCAUUAUGCGACAUGGAUACGAGGCUACUAAAUUCAACAUCCGGGACUUAGAUAGCGGGAUGGUGAGCUAUCAGCACACCGGAGGGGAGACUGGACCCGGAGGUGGCGUUGAUCAUUUCAAUCUGUCGUGUGUUGACCAAUCAGUGAUGGUGAUGGACGAUAAGCGAUACCACGCUGUCACAGCGAUGGCGUUGAUACUACCAGUCGACAACCAACCACCGGAAAUAAACAUCCUAAGACAGCUGAUUGUACCAGAAGGCAGCUCAACACAGGUAACCCAACGACAUAUAGCUAUUACCGACCCGGAUACUCGCCAGCGUGACGUCACGUGCUCGAUUGACGUGCAACCGACACAUGGCUUCCUAGAGAACGUCCGCCCGUCACCAGGCUCCGAAGUCAGCAACGCAGGCAAGCGAGUGACGUCAUUCUCCAUCCGGGAUUUAAAGGAAGGGCAUGUUAAUUACGUGCAGUCGGAGUCGGCGGGGGUUGAGCCGCGUAUGGACUGGGUUGCAGUGUCGUGUACAGAUGGGGCGAACACAUCCCCGCGAAAACUCAUCAGCAUCGCCAUCUUGCCGAGGAACGAUGAGGCCCCGCACCUGUUCACACGUGACUUCGUUGUCCGCGAGGGUGGAGAGCUCGUCAUAGAUGUGACCAUCCUGAACGCGAAUGACGCGGACAAACCGAUGGAGGAGCUCAUAUUCUUUGUGGUGACACCUCCAGAACACGGCAUCAUCAAAGACACUCGCCUUGAGACGGGCCGUAAUGUCAGCGUCUUUACUUUAACUCAGCUGCAGAAGUCAGCGUCUAUUGUCUACCAACAUGAUGGAUCCGAGACGACGCGAGACUCGCUCACAGUGCGGGUCACAGACGGGGUGCACAACACGACGAAGCGAAUCCCGAUUCGGAUAGAACAAGUAGACGACGAGGUCCCGAGGCUUGUAGUUAACGUCGGCGUACGGCUAGAGAGACCUGGGGAGAGUGAGGUAUUGACCACAAGCAAUCUUUUAGCAACGGAUCUCGAUUCCCCGGAUGACAACCUGACGUACAUCAUCCGCUCGACUCCGCGCGCAGGAGUCCUACAGCGCAUGCGCAGAGAUGGGACGCUUCAAAAGCUGUCUCUAUGGGGGACCUUUACGCAGCUGGACCUUAGAAGACGAGUCAUCGUCUACACGCAAGACCCCUCCAUCCAGACGGAAAGGGACUCGUUCAGAUUUGACAUAACUGACGGCAGCAACACCCUUUUAAACCAAGUGUUUUACGUGUUCGUGAGAGCGACUGACCGACUCCCUCCUUCCGUGAUAAGUAGAGAAGUUAAGCUAAAUCAGGGUUCCCGAGUUUUGAUAACAACAGAUUAUCUCACAGCCAGCGAUCUGCAAAGUGAUAACACCAACUUGAGAUACAAACUGACCAGACUCCCGACGCAAGGGCACCUGGAGUUACUGAAUUCCCCAGGUAUCGAGGUUAGGACCUUUUCUCAACUGGAAGUUGCGUCCAACAAGCUUAUGUAUGUGCAUUCUAGUGAGGAGGAGAUUGCUGGUGAUAGUUUCGACUUUGAGGUCAGUGAUGGCGCAAGCUCCUCUGUAACUCGUAAAUUUAUGAUAACACUACUUGACGUGAAUAACAAGAAGCCCGUGGUGACGUCACAGGCGUUGAAGACACGUGAAGGAGGCGACGUUGUUAUAACUUCGUUUGAGCUGCGUGCAGAUGACAGAGAUACUUCGCCGGAAAAUCUACGCUUCACGGUCACGCGAGUACCACUUCACGGCACGCUCCUAAAACACGGUACUCCGUGCCAAGACUUCACCCAAGAUGAUAUCAAUAAAAAUCAUGUUAAGUAUCUUCACGACGGCUCGGACACCACACUUGAUGAUUUUCUAGUGACGAUAACAGACGGGGCUCACUACGACUACUUUCUCCUCCCAAACACCAAAACCACACAGAGAACAGCGCUGCGAAUCAGUAUCCACAUCACACCAGUAGACAACAGACUGCCUCAGCUGGUGUACAACAAAGGGGUCAGAGAUUUACAGGUUCUCGCCACUGGUAAGCGCGGGGUGAGGAUCACUGGGGACACACUAAGGGCCGAAGAUCCUGAUAGUAAUAAUACGGAGCUCGUGUACAAGGUGGAUACACCUCCCUUGAAUGGUUUCCUCACCAGGGAUCCCGCAACCAAUAAACUUCUUUCAAAGUUCACUCAAGGAAGUCUUGACCGAGAUGGGGUAUAUUACGUCUUGUCGGAUAGCUCCAACGCAACCUCAGAUAUGUUCACGUUUGACAUCGUGGACCCCGCCGGGAACACACUUCCGUCGCAAGCAUUUUCCUUAGUCUGGGUCUGGGUCUCGUUUGAGCGUCACUUCUAUCUCAUUGACGAGACUUCUGGCUUCCUUGAGGUCGUUAUCACGCGGGCAGGUUACUUGGGGGCAACCUCGACAGUGCGCAUGUCAGUUACAGGUAUUACCGCUGUACUACGAGAGGAUUUUGCUGAGCCUGUCCAUAGUCAUGUGCAGUUCAGUCCUGGGCAGACGCGGGUGUUGUGGCGCAUGCGUAUUAUUGAUGACCGCAGGCAUGAGGGGAAUGAAACUCUGAGCCUGCAGUUGGUCAGCCCCAGAUCGUGCGUGAUUAGCCAAUUUGCGCAUGCCUUGGUGAUGAUUAGAGACCCUGAAGAUGUCCCCUUGGUGCAGAUGGCCCGCCCCCAGUACGUGGUCGAAGAAGGAGUGGGUCGAGUAAGUGUUGAGCUGCAGAGGACUGGCGACCCGUCAGUUGAGCUAACAGUCACGUGUGUGACACGUCACGAGACCAAACCAGGUUGGGCCACAGGGACACUGCCCGUCUCCAUCCUGUCCUACUCGGAUUUCGUCAUGAGGAUUGAAGGUCCAUCUAGCGUCGUUACACUAGAAAAGGGCAAGACCAGGGCCUAUUGUCCCGUCACAAUUAUAGACGACACACUUUACGAACCAGAAGAGAAGUUCCAGGUCUUAUUGCUGCCAUAUAUAGGGAGUCACGUGGAUGGUGCACGUCAAGUGACUGAAGUUAUUAUUUCACCUGACAGAUAUGAUGAGCCCCAGGUGUUUUUUAUGCGCCCGCAGUACCAUGUGGACGAGAGUGCGGGGAGUGUUCGUGUGGAGAUACAGAGGAAUGGGACCGAUCUUACUCGCUCCUCCUCAGUGUUCGUCAAAACGAGGCAGAUGACGCCCAAGCAAGCGGAAGCUCACAAAGAUUACGUCCCGAUCGCUGAGCUGGUCUAUUUCGCGCCACACGUGACGUCACAAACUGUGCACGUGACCCUACAGGACGAUACAGGGUCCCCGCGCGUUGAAGGGGAGGAGAGUUUCGAGAUUGUACUCCGCAUGCCUGUGAAUACCAGGCUCGGUGUGACUCAUACCGCUCUCGUCACGAUCAAUGAUUCCUUUUCAGAUCUCCCCAUUGUUCAGUUCCAAGAAAAGAUUACACAAGUCCGAGAAUCCAGUGGAGUAUCACGUGUUCCCCUCGUGCGCAAAGGAGACCUGACCCUCCCCUCCUCAGUAAGGUGCUACACCCGCCAAGCAUCUGCAAGAGCACAAGUGGACUUCACGGAAAGGGCGGAUAGGGAGGGGUGGGUGGUGAGGUUUGCGGCAGGGGCGAGCAAGGCGUACUGUGAAGUGGAGAUUAGGGAUGACCACGUUUUCGAGAGAGAGGAGAGAUUCCGACUAGUGAUUAGAGCCGACGACCACAAGUCACGUAUUGGGAGGAUGAAUGAGACGAUUGUUAUUAUCACAGACGCGGAGGACAAACCCCUGAUCUUAUUCACCAAGAGGCGAAUCUUUGUUGAAGAACCUUCAUCAGAAGCCCAACAGACACAGGUGCACAUUACCGUCCAGCGGACUGGCGACACAACGCAUGCGUCACGCGUACGGGUCUUUACAGUCGAUGGGACCGCAAAGGCUGGCAAAGACUAUCAGCCCCUCGACAAGAUUAUCCUAUUCAACGGGAGUCUUAGCACAUUCGAUGCCUCAAUUCAAAUCCUGUACAAUUCGGCUCGUAAGAUCCGUCGUGCAUUCAGCGUGCGUCUGUUACACGAAGAUGAAGACGACGUGACCGAACUUGGGCUGAGCAAGGCUGUCAUCUACAUAGAGAGGGCGCAUAGCUCAGCUGUCACCUUUCCCCUCCCCCCUGAAGUAGUAUCGUUGCGUCAUUAUGACGACGUCAGCAAAUCUCCAAAAGAGGCUGCACCAGGGUACCCGGUUAUCUGUGUAACGGCCUGCGACCCAAAACACUCUCGCUAUGCCGAAACGGGAUCCCUGUGUAACUCACAAGAAAUAGACUGGAAACGAACCCAAUAUAUCUGGUCCGUAGCACUACCAGGGCAAACUACCUUCAGUGACGUCACUUCCGGGACCUUCUUCGCCCGAAAUGACGUCAUCACCCUUGACAGCUUCUACCUAACACCAGGCUCUAGAGUGCGUUGCAGUGCGCGCGCCAUGUCAAACCGCGGAGAACUGGGCUUAGUAUCCAAGAGCUCUGCUCUAAAUGUGAGUCAUGCAAAGGAUGGACUUUGCCCAUCACGUGACCCUGAUCACGUGGGUUCACAGCUUUUCACGGCAAGUAUUGCCUUCACUGGCGCGAGGGGUGACGGGAAGGCUAAUAUGGUGCAUAUUAAAGUGCAAAUUCCACACACGGACGGGAUGGUACCGGUGAUAUCUACGAGACGUUUUACUAUUCGGGAUGUCGUCUCCCCCGGGAUCAUGAGAAUUGCCGGGCAUCGAUGUUCAAAUGUUGUAGACCUCCCGGAGAUGACUACAGCGUACGGUUUUCUGUCUGAUGACCAUAGAAGCCUGGCGCCCCGCCCGCAUAGCGAGCCCUACCAGUACGACUCGGGCCUGCGCGGGAAUACCACAGUGAGGUUCUAUAGAAAUCUGGACAUGGAAUCAUGCGUCUGGAACUUCGAAAGCUUCUUUGACAUAUCAGAGCUGACGCAAAUAUGCGGAGGGAGCAUGGAAACGAACGAACACGUUGAGACGCUAACCCAAUCCCAGAUUGCACUGCGCGUGCCUCUUUAUGUCUCUUACGUAUAUCAGUCGAAGCGUUCGCUUUCUGAUUGGCUGCAUUAUGAUCACGCCACUUUCCUGCGGCUGACAUUAGUGUACGAUACCGCUGUACUUCUUAAGGAUGGAGUGCAGACACCUGCAGGUUCAACGGUCAGUGGAAGCUUAUGGCUGACGAGCAUUAGGAUACGCGACUCGGAUAAGAAGCUUGUGGUCACAUUCAAGACUAAGACAAAGUUCAGGGGAGUGUUUCUACUGAAACGAGGAGAUUCAAGGUCUACGCUUGUGUCACGUGACCACCCGGAGCUCAGCUUUACUCUAAAACUGAUUGCGAGCCAGCAAACAUACGAAAGCCCUGAGCAGCGGUGGCAGUUUGUAUCGGACUACGCCGUCAAAGAUUACACCGGAAGCUAUUACGUCAAACUUGUGCCGUGUAUGGCAGGCGAGGAUGCAUCGUACACGGAUCCUCCCGUCUGUACGGUCAAGGAUCUCAUCACAUUUAAUCUACCAAUUAGAUUCCAGCAAAUACCAGAUCCAGUCCCCGCGCAGUUCACUCUAGCUGUUAAGUUUCUUCUCAUGUCGGAGAAGGACUUGUGGAUGAGGGGAGACUUGCGUAAUAUAACCGCCGGUGGCAUGGACAACGCCUUCACUAAAGAUUCUAAGAUCUACGGGCUUAUUGCGCUGGACCAGGGCACCAGGCCCGCCGAGGCGCGGGGCGGUUACCAAGUUGCCGCAGAGAAGGUGUACCUUUGUAGCGGCCAGGGGGGGUUCGUACCGUCCUACGAACCAGCCAAGAAUAAAUUUGGCUGUUUAGCAGACUCUUUGGAUCUUAUCCACCGCCUUAAAGUCUUGGAUCGUCAGACGCCCGAUUCAGUCUCCCCGAAGCUCGGCAGCGAACCGUUUGAGGCAAGAUUCGCAUCGGAUGACCCCGCGGCCAGGGGACUGGCUGAGAGGGUGGACUCAGAUGGGUUCGCUUUAAAUACCGCCCCGCUUUUUCAGGUCUCUAGCGGCCGCAAGUGGUUCAUGCAUGCUGUGUACUCAGUCAGCUCCGAUCACAAGUCAAGGCGGACAAGGUCAGCGGAAGGUUACCAUGGCAAUAAGCAAAUACGUCACAUUUUAACCGAGACAUUGGUCCAUACAAAGUCACGUGACCGCAGAGAAGCCAGUGAAGUGCAGGACAUUGGCAAGAACAAAGGUACCAACAUGAGAAUGAUCCAAUUGGUCUACGAGUCACCUGAUAACUUUCCCGCUGCUAAAGAUGACAAUGAGAUGACGUCAUCGGGCGUAGAGCAUGCGCAAAGCUUGGUGAAUCCGCUGGUCAUAGGCAUCGCCGUACUAUGUUGUGUUUUGCUCGUUGCGCUAGCCGUCGUGUGGACGUUAUACAAACGAAGAGGCGAUUCACCACAAACUGUGAACGCAGAACAAAAUGACUUGCGGUCAGACAACAGAAGGGGAACGGCGGUGUGAUCGUUAGGGAGGAGGCAAGGAUUGUUACAAAAUAGACAACCAUAAAAGGCAUUUGAUUGCAAGCCUUUAGGAUGGUUCGGAGACACUGCAUAGCUAUGCUUAGCUUUGGUCACAAUGGAAAUGUUGUAUGGUGACAGAACAAAUGCUCUGUUUGCUGACAUGACAAGAUGCGGUCACAAUACGGUUACGGUACGGUAAUAGUACGGUUAGGAUGCGGUAAAAUAAAGGUUACGGUAUGGCCAUAAAA
Nematostella vectensis (starlet sea anemone) is the source of this 10127-nucleotide messenger RNA. RefSeq names its product FRAS1-related extracellular matrix protein 2. Gene Ontology annotation, cellular component: membrane. The record is from RefSeq and is a predicted model, not a curated record. Bases 677 to 9880 code for a protein of 3067 amino acids. The transcript has 19 exons. NCBI's taxonomy places the organism in Eukaryota, Metazoa, Cnidaria, Anthozoa, Actiniaria, Edwardsiidae. Gene Ontology annotation, biological process: cell communication; homophilic cell-cell adhesion. Gene Ontology annotation, molecular function: calcium ion binding.